UUACACGAUUAUUUCAUAUACUCUCAGUGUUUUCACUUUUAAUAUGACCCUGCGAUUACAACGUCUAUUCGUUGUAAUUGCUGAAAUAUAUAAAUGUUUUCCUGUGCUUGUCCGACGAUGAUGAUCAGUGUCCAUUUCCUGUUCCUUGUUAAUUUAUUUAAAAAUAUAAUGUUUGCAUUUUUUAAUAUUUGAUAUUAAGCCAUCGUGCCAGCAUGGCACAGACUGUUGCUGAAGAGUACAAAUCAUCUUUAAGUGAUCUAAACUUUAAUAGCAAACCUCACAUAAAUAUGUUGACGAUGUUAGCUGAAGAAAAUAUUCGGCACGCUUCAGUAAUUGCAGAUACUAUUGUACAUCAUAUAAAUACGGUGACGCCAGAAUUGAAGUUACCAGGCCUUUAUCUUGUGGAUUCUAUCAUAAAAAAUAUUGGAGGGCAGUAUCUGAAAUUAUUUAGCCAACAUUUGAUUAGUCUUUUUUCAUCUGUAUUUGAAAAGGUUGAUGAAGGGACAAGAAGCCUGAUGUUUAAAUUACGUCAAACUUGGAAUAAUAUUUUGCCCAACAAAACUCUGUAUGGCUUAGAUGUUCAAAUCCGGAAACUGGAUCCAGCAUGGCCAGUUACUGCAAAACCAGUAAUUAAACCUGUUCAAGGUAUUCAUAUUAAUCCAAGAUUUCUGGGUGGAACUACAUCUGUGGAAAAUCCUGCCAUGACUGCUCUGAAAAAAGAAGAAGAAUCAACAUCAAAUGUAUUUAAGAAAGAAGAAACUCUGCAGCCUGCAGUGCCUAAGAAAGAAGAGAAGGAAACAAAACAUCAACAGGAUGAGGCAUUAAAGAAGAUGUCAGCAAAUAAGGAGAAACCAAGUAUUUUGGAAAAGAAACUAGAAUUGGCUACUAAGAAAAAAACUGAUCUAGUUACAGCAAUGGGGUCUUUGUUACAAAAUUUCAAGCAAGGUACUGUUAAAGAUCUACCUUUGGUUAAAAUAGACAAAGUAACUCACCAGUCUCUUCCUUGCAAGACUAAUAUUUUGAAAUCUGAUGCAAGUAAGACAAUGUUCAGUUCUGGAACCAUUCAACCUUCUACUGCUGUUCCAGUUUCUAAAGCAGAGUGUUCUAAAGGGAUUUCUGGAAACAUUCAACUUUCCACUGCCAUACCAGUUUCUAAAGCAGAGGGUUAUAAAGCAAGUUCUGGAACCAUUCAGCCAUUUUCUGCUGUUCCAAUUUCUAAAGCAGAAUCUUCUGCAGUACACAACUUAGCCAGUAAAAGUGGUGUUCAAAAGAUGACUGGAGUAAAAGUUGUGAGAAAGAAAAUGAAUCCAAGCUUAGUAGAUAAAGUUCCAGAUAGGAAAAAAAGUGAGAAUAUUAACCCUGUUAAACAUAAAACAAGUAAUGCCUAUAAUAAAAAUAAAACUGCAGAGGAGACUAAGAAAAUUUCAAGUAACAAUAAAAGUACUGAGGAGAUUAAAAAAGUGUCUAAUAACAGCAAAAAUACAGAAGAGACUAAGAAAGUUUCUAGUAACUGUAAGUUUAAAAGUCCACAAGAGUGUAAAAAUAAUUUUGGGGACAAUAAAUGCAAAGUUGAAGAGGAUUCUAGGAAAAUAGCUUAUGAAAGCAAGUGUCUAAAUACUAAUAGAAUUGAUAAUCCUUCAGCUAAAUUUUCCAAAGCUAUUAAAGAUGAGUACAAAAUUCCAAAGUGUUCACCCGAAAAAAAGUUAUUGAAUUCUGAUAAAAAACAGUUACCUCCAAUUUCGGCUAUUUCUAAAACUGUGCCUCAGGUACAUGAAGGUUUACAGCCGAAAUUUGUUAAAAAGUCUACAAAAGCAAAACGUCAUUCUGAUUCAUUAUUUGAGAAAGAGGAAGUAUAUAAAAAAAGCAGAAAUAAUGAAGAAUCCAUCAUAAAACUAGAAAAACCAUCAGUUCUGCAUAAAGCAUCUGAUUUUAGCAAACAGUCUUUUGAUCAGUCAUCAGAAAAUGCAGAAAACCUUACACCUAAAGAUGAAGACUUGCGUUUGUAUUAUCCACAAUUUCAGAAGAGAAGUUCAAGAGGUAAGGUUAUGAAGAGAAUGAAUAAAAUUUGUGAUAGUAAAGAUGUGUGCGAUGAUCAGAGUGCUACUCCUGCAAAAAAAUUGAAAUCUUCAAGUAAUAUAAAGUCUGAAUGCGAGAUGCAAGAUGAGCCUGUUUUGUUUGGUACAAAAGAUCAAGAUCAGAGACGGCUGCCUAUAGAUUUUGGAGAUUCUAAUGCCAAAGGUUGGGCACAGUAUAAAGCUGCCCAUCCUGAUGAAUAUAAAAGUCCAGGAUCUGUUAGAGAUAGCCUGGAAGAAAGAUUAAAACAGAGAAGGUUUUCAUCCUCUGAAUCUGGUGAUGGUUUUUUCUCUCCUAUGCGCCCUCGUUUACAAAGAGGAAGAAAUUCUUCAGGAUUUGGAAGUCGUCGGGGUCAUUUUGUAAGAAGUCGAGAAAGAUUCCCUUCAUCACAUGUUGGUUCUGUAAUGCUUGAUCCUCAAAUUAUACUUCAACAAGCUGAAGAUAAAUAUCGUAAUGGAGUGAUCUCAAAAUACGAAUAUUUAGAUUUAUGUCAUCAUUUGCAAAAAGUAUUGGAAUGCAGUCAGCAGAAUCUGUAUUCAGAUUUAAUUUCCCAAACGCAGAAUUUGAACAGCAGUAAGAUGAAAAAUCAUGAAUUCUCAAAUCCACAGAAGCUGAGAGCAAAUUUAGAACAUGAAAUAAAUUUUCAACCUCAGACUAUGAAAUUUAAAAAUACUCUGCCAUUGCCAUCUGCUGUUAAACCUUUUAAACUUGACAAUAAAAUGAGGUUGGUUCACUUUGUGAAUAAUAAAGCACUUGUUGUAUUGGAUAAUAACGAACCAAGAGAAUUGACAUUUGAAGGUGAACCCAGAGAAGUCUAUGUUGAAGGAUUGGCAGAGCCAAUAAUCCUGGGAUUUGAUGGAAAACCAGUUGAGUUUGAAGUAAAUGGAAAACGGCAUAGUAUGAAGUUUGGUACUCCAGCUAGAGAAAUAUACAUUAAUGAUUAUCCUUAUGAAGCAAAAUUUGGCGGUCCACCGUUUGAAGCUAGGCUGGAUGAUGGCCAGAUUUAUAACAUUCGUCUCAGCGGCCCACCACCUCAGGUUGUUGUUGGUGAUAAACCAGAGUAUGAAUUAUUUGCAAAAACUCAAGGUGGAAACAACCCUUUGCAUAAGAAAUCUGAAUUUUCGGAUUCUAAAAUGGAAACCAAAUAUCAGUUUUCAGAAUCUUCAACUGGUUCAGUACUUCAAGAUGUUGAUAUGCGUAUUAAGCCAGAAAAUAUGAAAAUGUUACAGGACAAUAUACCUAGUGAUAAUGAUAUGAAGGAUGUUGAUUGGAGGAAAAUUCCCCCUUUAAAUGAAGCAGCUAAUACAAUGAGUCAGCCAAAAAUAUGGAGUGAUCAUGCCAGUGGUAAUUAUGAAAACUGGAAUGAAGAUAAAACAGAUUUAUCUGAUGUUAAGAGAAACUUAAACAAGAGAGAAAUUGGACAGGUUUCAGUUGACCACCUAGAUAGACAGCAAAUGGAAUUUGAUGAUGUGUCUUCAGUUCAUGGAUGGAAAGAGCCUCCUUCUUACUCUGAUGUAAAAUUAAGUGAAAAUCUACACAAUACAAAACCUCAUCAUAAGUGGGAAAACAACCAGCCCUAUGAGCAAUCAGAUAAAGUAAACUGGGCACACAAGGAUUAUAGAGACUCCAGAUUUCUUGGUAAUCACCAUCCAAAGGCUGAUGAUACUGAUCAUCUUGAACAUGUUUCUUCCGUUCAGCAUACUGAACAUAACUGCAGUUCUGAUAUUCAGCAUACUGAACACAGUUCAGCUCAUCAUCCUAUAGAUAGCUCAUCUACACCCUAUCAUGAGCAUGCUCCUGCUGUACAUCAUCUUGAACAUAGCUCUACUGCCUUUCAGGCCAAACGUGGUUCUGAUUCUCAUCAUUCUAAACAUGGCGGCUUUGUUCAUACCGAAUGUGUACCUCCUGUUUAUCAUUCUGAAAACAAACCUCUUUAUCGUCAUGAACCUUCCACAUAUCAUCCUGAACGUGAGCCUCCUGUUCUUCAUUCUAAAGGUGAACAUCCUAGUCAUCAUGAACGAGUGCCUCCUCUUUAUCAUCCUGAACCAAGGCUUGCUGUGGAUCAUUCAGAAUGCAGUUCUGUCAAGCAUCAUGUAGAACAUGGGCAUACUAUCCAUCAUUCAGAAUGUGGCGCUCUGUUGCCUCAUCUAGAACCUGGCUCUGGCAUUCAUCAUUCAGAACAUAGCAUUACCAGGCAUAACUUGGAACAUAGUUCUACAAUGCACCAAUCAGAACAUGGGCCUGCCUUGCAUUAUAUGCAACACCACCCUGCUCAUCAUCAUCCAGAGCAAGCGCCUGCUAUACACCAUGCAAAACAUGCUGUUGCUACACAUCCUCUGGAACAGGUCCCUGCUAUGCAUAAUUCAGAAUAUGUACCUACCAUGUCGCAUACACAAGGUCCUGCUGCGCAUUGUCUGGAGCAAGAGGCUGCCAUGCAUCAUCUAGAAAAUAAUCCUCCCAUUCAUCAACCCGAACAAGGUCCUCCUAUUCACCACCCUGAACAAGGCCCUCCUAUUCACCACCCUGAACAUGGUUCUAUACAUAUUAGCCAAGGCAAUAAUCCUGAACAUCUUGAAAGCAAUUUAUAUGAUUAUGAUUCUAGACAUAUUCAUCAGCGUAUGUCAUGUCCUCCAAGGCCUCCAUUCUUUAAUCAUCGAGUAAGAUUACGUCUGCGCGGUGUUAGAUAUGGUGCAUGGAUUCAUCCAAACUUUAGAGAAAGGAGUCAUGAUUUGUUCAUUGGAUCAAGUCGGAGACCAUUGCUGAGAGAUCCUCAACCGCACAGAUAUAUUAGACCACCAUGUCCAUUGUUACCUCUGCCAAGAUUUCAUGCUCCAGAUUCUGUUUCCAGAGGGGCUCUUUUACCUUUGCCAAAUAUAACAAAAAAUGUGCCAAUGGAGUUUCCAAGUGAGCCAAAUAUUGCAUCUACAAGUAGUUUACCAUCAAUUUCUACUGAAGGUGAUGUUAAUUUUGCAUCAGGUGAAUGUGAUUUGCCAGUUGAUGUUGAAUCCCUUCUAGAAAAGCUAGUUGCUGCUGGAAUAAUAACUUCGAAACCAUAUGAAGAAUCUUCUAAUGAACCUAAAAGUAUUGCUGAGUCAGAAACAAAGGAAGAGAAAGAAAAUGAUGUUGCAGAAGAGGAAUCAGUUCCUGAUAUUGAAUUGAAGUCUGAAAGUCUGAGAGUGUAUUAUCCCAGUGUUAUAGCCUUACUAUACAAAGGAUCACAGUGCUGUACUUGUGGUUUGAGGUUCAAAGAACUUCAGAGUGACCAGUAUAGUCGCCAUUUAGACUGGCAUUUCCGAAUGAAUAGAAGAGAAAAAGAGGGCGCUAAGAAUGCUUUUGCAAGACGAUGGUUUUAUGAGGUGGAAGACUGGAUUCAAUUUGAAGAAUUUGAAGAUUUUGAAGAAAGAGUUCCAAGUUAUUUUGAGCUUCAAGCCGAUGAACCUCAAAUGGAAGCUGCAGUUACACCGGUUGUACCUAGUGUCCCUGCCGCAGAAAAUAUAACAGAAACAUGCCAAGUCUGUGGCGAAACGUUUGAUCUUUUUUGGGUUGAAGAUGAAGAGGAAUGGCAUUUGCGUGAUGCAGUACGACAUGAUGAGCAGGUUUAUCACCCAGCUUGUUAUGAAGAUUUUAAGAAGGCAUCUGAAGCAGAGAAACAGGAAUUAGAAAUAUCAGUUGAUGAAAACCUUGAAAAAGAAAUACUUGAACUUUUGAACUGUAUGUUUUGUAAAGUUAGUGAUUCUUAUGUUAAAGAAGAGAGUGAAAGUGAAACACAUUUGUUGGAAACAAAUGAUUUUGCUGAAAAACCUUCUCAUGGAGAGAAACCAGAAAUAGAUGAUGAUAUUUUAGAAGGAAAGCCAGGUGAAGAAGAGAUAAUUGGAUUAAUCUCUGAACCAGAUAUGGAGAUUGAAACAGAUCUUCCAAAGUCAGAACCUGAAAUGAUUGUUAUGCGCUCAGGAGGAAUUACCUUAAAAGUGAAAGCUGAAAGUCUGAAAUCAUCUUCAACACGUCCAUCUAGUUCAACAAAAGAUACAACAUCUAGAGACAAUAUUUCAGAAAGUGAAGAUGGUGAUGAUGAUGAUGAUGAUUUCCGUCCACCUACACCAGAUCCUAAAUUUCAUGUAAUGCCUCGGGUUAGAAAGGGGAGAGAGUUAUCAGGUUUGUGUUGUAUACAGUAAGAUGUAUUUCUAUUAGUAUAUGUAAAAAUUCUGCAUUGCAGUAUUGAAAUGAUGUGUCUAAAAGUAUGCAUGCAGUUGUGUGAUUGUGGAAAAAAGUAAAAAUGUACAUUUUGAAGUAUUGAAACAAUUUAUCUUUGAGUGUGCAUGUAGUUGUAUGGCUGUAGCAUGGGGAGGGAGAAAGAAAGAAACUUAUUCGAAAUUAUGUUAAAAGAAAUUUUUGAUAACUGUCCUGAGAGUUUUUUUCUUUUAAUUUAUGUAAAUAAUGUUUAAAUGAAGCUCUAUUUGAAGUCUUAGAAAUUAUGUAACUUUUAUAGUGCUGAAUGCAUUUUGUAUCAUACUUUUCAUUUAUAUUAUGUUAAAAUAUAAAGAAAAAUAUAGUACCUGAAAAUAAUUUAUAGUUUAAAAAUCCGCCAUAAGUAGUAAUGCAGUUUAUUUCCUUUUGUUUUAAUCAAGUGUUUUUCCAUAUUUGUGUGAAGUCUAGGAUAAACAAGAUUUUGUUCUUCUUAUGUAAAAUACUUAACAACAUCAUUGCAAAUUAUGAAUGUGAAAUUAUUAUAUUGUGUUGAAAUUUUGAAGUACCAUAUUGAUAUUGUUGAAGAAUCUUAUGUUUGUUGUGUAGUAAGUAUUCACAUGAAAUUAUUCUAUUGCAUUCUCCCUCUAAGUAACCCAGUUUUCAGCGUAAGAAAUGUGUUACCCAUUAUUCAUUUCCAGUAAUACAAUUUUAUAUGUAAAUUUUAAACAUCUGAAGUACGCAACAGCAGGGAAGCCAGUUAACAUCCAUAACUGAAAAUAAAUGUUCGACUUGACUGCUGAAAAUAUUGUACUUAUGUCAUAACGCCUGGAGCUAAGACAUAGAGCUAUAUUUAAUAUUGUGUAAAUUUAGCUCAAAUACUCUUAGUUGUGGAUUUACCCCCUUUUUUAUAUGAAAAACUAUCAUCAUAUCUUUUGUUAUAUAUUAAAAUAUGACUUAUU
This is a messenger RNA of Stegodyphus dumicola, 7217 nucleotides long. RefSeq lists its product as uncharacterized. The record is from RefSeq and is a predicted model, not a curated record. NCBI's taxonomy places the organism in Eukaryota, Metazoa, Arthropoda, Arachnida, Araneae, Eresidae. Gene Ontology annotation, molecular function: mRNA binding; RNA polymerase II complex binding. Gene Ontology annotation, biological process: termination of RNA polymerase II transcription; mRNA 3'-end processing. Gene Ontology annotation, cellular component: mRNA cleavage factor complex; cytoplasm.